AUGACAAGUUUCCACAAGUGGUUAGAUUAUCUCUUGAGUCAGGAGACAAGGGCCUGCCGGACAGACGAAAUCCCGGAAGACGCUGGGAAGGGGAGAAUCUGCGACUACAGGGGGAAGACCCGGGACUUUAACCGAGGAGGGGUAGACGACCGCUGGGCAAACAUAUUGGGCCCGGGUAAUCUCAUGUUCCCAAAUACUAGUAAAGCAGCCGAAAUAGUUUGCAGGGGUCUGGAGAAAUGGGCAGCUAGCUUGAUAGAAUGCGACAACAACCCCCUAUGGGGAGACGCCAAAUGUGACAGAAGAAGCUUAGGUCUAAGGGGGACUCUGAGAGGUAACAUAAAGUGCCAGUGGAACCCGCAACACACCAGAUGGGAGCAGAUGACUAAGGAUGCUGUGUUAACAUCUUCUAGGCCAGAGAACCGUAGCCUGAUGAUAUGCAUGGAUAUGGUCUCAAUAAUCUGGGGAGUCUUUAGGAACAGUGAGAGGAAGGGGGGAGUUAUGACAUAUGGAGGCGAAAACUUAUGUCAGGCAAUGUACAGCAGAUUUAAGGAGUGGGGGAAUAAGGACAUAGCAGAAGAGCUAAUGAAGUUCUGGUUUCCAGAGGGGGGCUCCGGAAUAAAAAUCGGAGGGAGAGAAUACCAAAGAGGAGAGCACGCAGGGGGACAGUGGAGUAAGGCUCUCUAUCUGCCAGGAAAUAGGAUCACAAGCUUGCAGUGCUAUAGGACAGGCCAAGGAAAAGAAGACAAGUACGACUCCAGCUGCUACUGGACAUUCGAAGCUGAAAAUUGCGAAGCCGACGAUGAUACUACGUGGGGACGGUUUAGACAAUUCCGACACCAGCUCGUCCCGACACCGGAAGCCACCAACAACAAGCCAAAUCGUAACCAAGGAUCCCCCCCCCCAGCAAAACAGGACCCACCCAAACCUCAACAAGGAGGCAAAAAGAUAAAAUUUCCCCAGGGAACCACAGGCAAAGCUGGCCAAGGAGGGAAAACCAAACCCGACUGGAGGGAACUGAUAGGAACAGGAUCCAGAUAA
Molecule: messenger RNA, 1038 nt
Organism: Plasmodium inui San Antonio 1
Lineage: Eukaryota; Apicomplexa; Aconoidasida; Haemosporida; Plasmodiidae
Exons: 2
Coding region: 1-1038 (345 amino acids)
Source: RefSeq, a predicted model, not a curated record